Molecule: messenger RNA, 1502 nt
Organism: Haliotis rufescens (red abalone)
Lineage: Eukaryota; Metazoa; Mollusca; Gastropoda; Lepetellida; Haliotidae
Product: putative protein TPRXL
Exons: 1
Coding region: 13-822 (269 amino acids)
Source: RefSeq, a predicted model, not a curated record
CUGAACUUGUAAAUGUUAAUCAUUAAUAAUGCAUGGUAUGUUUACACAUGUAGAGGCACACCCAGUAGAGAUACACCCAGUAGAGGUACACCCAGUGGAGGUACAUCCAGUAGAGGUACACCCAGUAGUGGUACACCCGGUAUACCCAGUGGUGGUAUACCCAGUAGAGAUACACCCAGUAGUGGUACACCCAGUAGAGAUAAAACAAGUAUGUGUACAACCAGUAGUACACCCAGAACGCCCAGUAGAGGUACACCCAGUAGUGGUACUUCCAGUACACCCAGUAGUGGUAUACCCAGUAGAGAUACACCCAGUAGUGGUACACCCAGUAUACCCAGUAGAAGUAGAUAUAUACCCAGUAGUGGUACACCCAGUAGAGGUAAACACAGUAGAGAUACAUCAAUCAGAGGUACACCCAGUAGAGGUAGAGAUACACCCAGUAGUGGUACGCCCAGUACACCCAGUAGAGGUACACCAAGUAGUGGUACGCCCAGUACACCCAGUAGUGGUAAACCCAGUAUACCGAGGAGAGGUACACCCAGUAUAGGUACACCCAUUAUAGGUAGAGAUAUACCCAGUAGUGUUACGCCCAGUACACCCAGUAGAGGUACACCAAGUAGUGGUACGCCCAGUACACCCAGUAGUGGUAUACCCAGUAUACCGAGGAGAGGUACAACCAGUAGAGGUACACCCAGUAGAGGUACACCCAGUAGAGAUACACCCAGUACACCCAGUAGAGGUGCACACCGUAGAGGCUCACCCAGUACAUCCAGUAGAGGUACACCCAGUAGAGGUUCAUCCAGUAGAAGUACACCCAAAUAGAGGUGCAUCCAUAAGUGAUACACCCAGUGAUAAACCAACAAGAUUAGACAUUAUUACAAAAGUUGACAUAUAUAAGAAUCUUGCUUCACAGUACAAGGGAAGAUAGAAAUUGAUAUUUAGGUUUAUUAGGUUAUAAACAUAAAUGUUAUGCGCUGCAUGUGUUGUUUCUUUGUCUGUGCACUGUUAACUCCUUUGUUAUGGUUAAUAAUUUAGCUCCAUGUACAAUAAAAGUUCUCGAUGACAUGACAUGAUGAGAGGAUCAUGCUGAUCCUAUCUGUAGACUACACACAUGAUGUUCAAACCAUGACAAUUGAUCCUCACAUGUAUUGUUAUGUCAUCUAAACAACCAGAAGCUUCCUGCAAAUUACCCAAGACUGAACUUGUAAAUGUUAAUUAUUAAUAAUGCAUGGUAUGUUUACACAUCUAUACCACAUGACGAGGUACACCUAGUAUGGGUAUACCCAGUAGAGGUACAUCCAUUACACCCAGAGGUACACCCAGUAGAGGUACACCAAGCAGAGGUAAAAACAGUAGAGACAGAGAUGUACCCAGUAGUGGUACACCCUGUACACCCAGUAGAGGUGCAGCCCGUAGAUACACACAGUAGAUGUGCAGCCAGUAGAGGUGCACCCAGUCCACACAGUAGAGGUGCACCCAGUAGAGGUACACCAAGAAGAGGU